GUAUUGUGUUCGCCGCUCAUGACGCCACAGUGACGUCAAUUGUUACGUGAACGAAUAUACCGACGCCCGCCAUGUUGCCAUUCCGGCUUCGCGACCCCCGACAAAUAUGGACGACGUGACGCUUGGGAUUGAAAACCACGAAGCACGAAAAUAAAAGCAAUUGUGUUUUUAUUAUUAUCGUGGUUUGCACCGGGGUUGUGCAGUUGCUAAUUUGUGCAAGUUGCCUUCAUAAUAUGUUGGAUUAAUUUGCAGUUCCGUCGCUGCUGUACCAGGCUUAUAAUAUCUCGGCAAACAUCAAACCAUUGUUGUGUUCGUCAGCGCGUCACGGUAUCCGUACCACACUUUCCUAUUUUUUUUGUAUUAUUUACUUUCGUUUGUGGGAGUGGUGGGGAUACAGGAUCAACUCACAUACUCACGGUUGAAGGGCGGAAUCGGGGUAAGCUGGGCGUUGUAGCAGAUCUGACGUAAAAGGGAGCAUUUUAUAGAGAAUAACAUCGUCAACACAGUAUUAUAAUAAUGUCUGGUGUUGUGUUGAGGCCCUGUACCAACACGGAUUGGGUAGACGAUAUACCACUUCCACCGGGUCAAACGAUAUUAGGAAGAGGUCCGUUUCUAGGGAUAUCGGAUAAAAGAGUAUCUCGUUCCCAUGCUAUUUUGGAAGUUGAUAGCGGCAAGUUGAGAAUUCUACCAACCCAUAUUAAUCCAACUUUCCACCAGAGGCUAGGAACUGACAAGUUGAGACCCUUAGCAAAGGAUGAAUGGCAAGAAUUAAAAAAUGGAGAAAAAUUUUCUCUAAUCCCUGAGUUUCAUAUUUUCAAAGUUGUUAUUGACGAGAAGCCCAUAAAUAAUACAUCAAGUAAUAGCUCAAAAACACCAGUAGAAGAAGAAAAUGGAAAAGAAACAAUAACUGAAAAUAAAAAGACUGAUGAUGUCGAGAGUGAUGAGAAGCCCAAUGGGGAGAAAUCGAAACCAUCAGCUGGAAAUGUUCAGGUUACAACUGUCAAGUUGGAAGACAAAAAAGAAGUUGCUUUACCAGUUCAACGAGAACGCAAGCUGCCAUCUUGGAUUUUAAAUGCAAAGCCAACACCAACAUCUAACCCAACAACAUUUGAACCAAGAUCUGUCGCUGCUAACAUUGCAGCCGCACCAACAGCUCCAAGAGGUAGAGGGAGAGGUAGAGGCAAACGUAAAUCCUCAGAAGACAACUCAUUUGAGGAAGCUGUUGCUAAGAAACCAGCUGGGAGAGGGAGAGGAAGAAAAAAGAAAGUUUAUGAAGAUGCUUAUUCAGAUGAAGAUGAUGAUGAGCUUCCUGUGAUACCAAGAGGCAGAGCACGGAAGACAUCAGAUGAAGAUUUUGACUUGGAUUGGAUGAUUAGUGAUGAUAAUGAUAAUGACGAUGAUAAUGUCAGCGACUGGGAAGAAGAGCGUAAAGGAAAGAAAACACCUAAAAAGAAGAGUACACGAAGACGAUCAUCCUCAAUCGUUGAAAAGAAGACUCCUCCACGAAGAGCAGCAUCUAGGAGAACGUACGCUGAAAUGAGUGACAGUGAUGAUGAAAUCUAUGAAGAAGACUUGUUACCAGCAAGACCCAGCAGUGGAAGGAGAAAGAAACAGGUGGUUGAAAAUAAUGCAGGUGAUGAUGAUGAUGACAGUCAGCCCAAGGAUAAGAAACCUUGUCCAUAUGGCAAGGAGUGCUAUAGAAAGAAUCCAGGACAUUUUCAGGAGUUUUGUCAUCCAGGUGAUUCUGAUUAUGUGACGUCACAGAGCGUUGAUGAUGAUGAAGCAGCAGAGGAGUCGUUACCUGAGUGUCCAUAUGGAACUGAAUGUUACAGGAAAAAUAAAGCACAUUUGAAAGAAUACAAGCACACUAAGAAUCCAACCGUUGGCAGGCCAAAACGGAAAGCUGCUGAAAAGAAAAGUGUUCUGGAUGGUGCUAGCGACGAUGAGAGCCAACCCAAUACUUAUAACUAUGACGACAGUUUUAUAGAUGAUGAAGGUCUUCUUGUUGAAGAAGGCGGUGACGAAUCCUCUUCCUCGUAUGAACAGGAUGCCGACUCAGACUGGGAACCGGAUACUUUAGAAAAAGAUCAAGUUAAAGAUUUAGUUAAAGAGGCUAGAGGCUUUGUCAAAAAUAAAAAAAUGCAGAAGAAAGUUUGAGAUUAUUGCAUAAACCAUGAGCAAAACCAUUUAUUGACAACUCCCCAAAACCUUGGUUGUGGUGAUGUUACAUGAAAAGGUCACAUGACGUAAAAUAUCUGUUUUAAUUGGCCAUAUUAUAAAUAAUUUCAUGUGGAUAGAAAAUGAAAUGUAUUUCACAAUAUUUGAAAAUGUUCUUCCACCUAUUUCAGUGACUGAUAUAUA
Messenger RNA from Saccoglossus kowalevskii, 2361 nucleotides. RefSeq lists its product as uncharacterized. Gene Ontology annotation, biological process: double-strand break repair. Gene Ontology annotation, cellular component: nucleus; site of double-strand break. NCBI's taxonomy places the organism in Eukaryota, Metazoa, Hemichordata, Enteropneusta, Harrimaniidae. Gene Ontology annotation, molecular function: 3'-5' exonuclease activity; DNA-(apurinic or apyrimidinic site) endonuclease activity; protein binding. The record is from RefSeq and is a predicted model, not a curated record.